Messenger RNA from Gracilinanus agilis (Agile Gracile Mouse Opossum), 538 nucleotides. RefSeq names its product carbohydrate sulfotransferase 10. NCBI's taxonomy places the organism in Eukaryota, Metazoa, Chordata, Mammalia, Didelphimorphia, Didelphidae. The record is from RefSeq and is a predicted model, not a curated record. Gene Ontology annotation, cellular component: membrane. The annotation marks the transcript as partial. Gene Ontology annotation, biological process: proteoglycan biosynthetic process; carbohydrate biosynthetic process. Gene Ontology annotation, molecular function: sulfotransferase activity. The transcript has a single exon.
CUUGAAAUCAUACUUCAAAUUUUUUAUUGUGAGAGAUCCCUUUGAAAGACUCAUUUCUGCCUUUAAGGACAAAUUUGUCCAUAACCCUCGGUUCGAGCCCUGGUAUCGGCAUGAGAUUGCCCCUGGCAUCAUUAGGAAAUACAGAAGGAACCGAACAGAAACCAAGGGUCUUCAGUUUGAGGACUUUGUGCGUUACUUGGGUGACCCAAACCAUAGGUGGUUAGAUCUCCAAUUUGGGGACCACAUCAUCCACUGGGUGACAUAUGUAGAACUCUGCGCCCCCUGUGAAAUAAACUACAGUGUGAUUGGGCACCAUGAGACCUUGGAGGAAGAUGCCCCCUAUAUCCUGAAAGAAGCUGGGAUUGAUCAUCUAGUAUCUUACCCAACGAUUCCUCCAGGCAUUACUGUGUAUAACAAGACCAAGGUGGAACACUACUUCUUGGGAGUAAGCAAAAGAGACAUCCGCCGUCUAUAUGCACGUUUUGAAGGAGACUUUAAGCUCUUUGGGUAUCAGAAGCCAGAUUUUUUGCUAAACUGA